Messenger RNA from Ailuropoda melanoleuca (giant panda), 3004 nucleotides. RefSeq names its product EF-hand domain containing 1 (gene EFHC1). Gene Ontology annotation, cellular component: axoneme; mitotic spindle. The transcript is spliced from 12 exons. The record is from RefSeq and is a predicted model, not a curated record. NCBI's taxonomy places the organism in Eukaryota, Metazoa, Chordata, Mammalia, Carnivora, Ursidae. Gene Ontology annotation, biological process: mitotic cytokinesis; cilium-dependent cell motility; mitotic spindle organization. Gene Ontology annotation, molecular function: calcium ion binding; alpha-tubulin binding. The coding region runs from base 564 to 2630 and encodes 688 amino acids.
CAGGGACGAGACGGUUGCAUUAGGUCACUGAACAUCCUUGAGCAGGAGAUACAACAAUAAAUAGAAUAACCCGCGGCCCCUGUCCCCAACAAGCACCGGCACUAGGGGCCACUUUCAACCGGAACUAACUAUUCACACUUCAGUGUGAACCAGGACAAGAGCCCUGUUCCCAGGGCUGGGUGAAGAGAGGGCCCGAGCUCACGGAGCGGGCGGGGAGCAGUGAGGACUGGGAGGACGCAAGGAAGCACUUUCCCCUCCAUCUAACUCCUCUAAGGGCCGGCUCCCACCCCGGACCUCACCGGGACGACCGCAGCCUCUCCGCAAUCGCCUCCUUGCACCCGGCCCACCAGCUCCCACCUCUCAGCCAGAACGCCGGGCCCGCGGGCGGCGCACGCGCACACACGUCGCGCCUGCGCCUCAGGCCCCGCCCCCACCCCCACGCGCGGCGCUCCGGAUGUUUGGCAUUACCAUGGAGCUUCGCGAGGUCGGCGGACGCGGCUCGUCUCCCGGGCAACCGGUGAGGCCACCACGCGACCCAGGUGGCGGCGGCGAAAGCGGCCGCGAUGGUGUCCAACCCUGUGCAUGGCCUGCCCUUUCUCCCGGGCACGUCCUUUAAGGACUCCACGAAAACAGCAUUUCACAGAAGCCAGACGCUGGGCUACAGGAAUGGCUAUGCAGUUGUUCGACGUCCAACAGUUGGGAUAGGUGGGGAACGGCUCCAGGUCAACCAGCUGUCCCAGGCUGAGCUGGAUGAGUUGGCCAACAAGGCAACAAUUUUAACUUAUGGCCAACCUAAGCAGGCCCCACCUGCAGAAUUUAUUCCUGCACAUGUGGCUUUUGACAAAAAGGUGCUGAAAUUUGAUGCCUAUUUCCAAGAAGAUGUUCCUAUGUCAACUGAGGAACAUUAUAGGAUUCGUCAAGUGAACAUUUAUUACUACCUGGAAGAUGACAGCAUGUCUGUCAUGGAGCCUGUUGUGGAAAACUCUGGGAUCCUUCAAGGCAAGCUAAUCAAACGCCAGCGGCUAACCAAGAAUGACCAGGGAGACCAUUACCAUUGGAAAGACCUAAAUCGAGGAAUAAACAUAACAAUUUAUGGCAAAACUUUCCGCAUUGUUGACUGUGACCAAUUCACACAGGUAUUUUUGGAAAGUCAAGGAAUUGAAUUAAAUCCACCAGAGAAGAUGGCUCUCGAUCCUUACACUGAACUCCGGAAACAGCCUCUUCGCAAGUAUGUCACGCCAUCGGACUUUGACCAACUGAAGCAGUUUCUCACCUUUGACAAACAAGUUCUUCGAUUUUAUGCAAUCUGGGAUGAUACAGACAGCAUGUUUGGUGAAUGUCGGAAUUACAUCAUUCAUUACUAUCUUAUGGAUGAUACAGUCGAAAUUCGAGAAGUCCAUGAACGGAAUGAUGGACGAGAUCCUUUCCCACUCCUGAUGAACCGCCAGCGUAUGCCAAAGAUUUUGGUGGAGAAUGCAAAGAACUUCCCUCAGUGUGUGCUGGAGAUCUCUGAUCAAGAGGUGUUGGAAUGGUAUACUGCCAAAGACUUCAUCGUGGGGAAAUCGCUCACUAUCCUCGGGAGAACCUUCUUCAUCUAUGAUUGCGAUCCUUUCACUCGACAGUAUUACAAAGAAAAGUUUGGGCUCUCUGAUCUACCACGUAUUGAUGUGAGCAAGAAGGAGCCACCUCCCGUGAAACCGGAAUUACCUCCCUAUAAUGGUUAUGGACUCGUUGAAGACUCUGCUCAGAACUGCUUUGUUCUCAUUCCAAAGGCUCCAAAAAAAGAUGUUAUUAAAAUGCUGAUGUACGAUAACAAGGUGCUUCGUUAUUUGGCUGCACUGGAAUCUCCUAUCCCAGAAGACAAAGACCGCCGAUUUGUCUUCUCCUAUUUUCUUGCCAGUGACAUGAUCAGUAUCUUUGAGCCGCCUGUCCGCAAUUCUGGCAUCAUUGGGGGCAAGUACCUUGGCAGAACUAAAGUUGUUAAACCGUCCUCGACAGCAGACAACCCCAUCUACUAUGGCCCGACUGACUUCUUCAUUGGUGCUGUGAUUGAGGUGUUUGGCCACCGGUUUGUCAUCCUUGACACAGACGACUAUGUUCUGAAGUACAUGGAGAGCAAUGCUGCCCAGUAUUCACCAGAAGCACUCUUGUCCAUUCAGAACCGUGUUCAAAGGCAAGAAGCUCCUGCACCAGGAUUGGAAAAAGAAAAGCAGCAAGAAAUCGAGAAUGUUGUUACUCCGCUUCCUGACUACCCGAAGCUUUCUGAGCAAGGAACUGCCUGUGCUGGGAGUGGGUCUACCUUCACUGGGACCAAAGGGAGACCUUGGAUCAUGGAUCAAGAGCUAAGCAAGCAAACUAAAGAGGAUCCAGGUGUGCAAGAACUGGAGGCAUUAAUAGACACAAUCCAGAAGCAACUGAAAGAUCAUCCGUGCAAAGACAACAUUCGCGAAGCAUUUCAAACUUAUGACAAGGAAGCUUCAGGAUAUGUCGACAAAGAGAUGUUCUUUAAAAUCUGUGACUCUCUCAACCUCCCAACUGAUGAUUCCUUGAUUAAGGAGUUGAUCAGGCUGUGCCCUCACAGAGAAGACAAGAUCAACUACCAUCACCUCGUCCGUGCUUUCUCCAGCUGACCUGGCCGAUGAGAGAGUGCAGUACGACGUUUUGAGGUUGGACCUCCAUUUUGAAACACCUUGUACUUUUCACAGACGCAUUCAUGGCGCUCUUAAAAUUAUAUUUUUUGGUUCUUAGAUUUCAAUAUUAAGUCUAAAUUAAAUUGGAUCUUUCAAGAACUAAGAUUGGUGCUUUAUUUAAGGAGGGUAGGGGUAGGGUAAGGUGAUGGUUAAUUUUCUGUAUCAAUUUGUCUGGGGCCAUGGGUGCCCAGCUGUUUGGUGAGACAUUUUACUGGUUGUGCCUGUUUCUGGGUGAGAUUAACAUUUGAAUCGGUGGACUGAGUAAAGCAGAUUGCCCCGGGGGUGGAUGGGCCACAUCCGGUCCCUUGAAGGCC